Messenger RNA from Plasmopara halstedii, 171 nucleotides. RefSeq lists its product as uncharacterized. The transcript has 3 exons. NCBI's taxonomy places the organism in Eukaryota, Oomycota, Peronosporomycetes, Peronosporales, Peronosporaceae. The record is from RefSeq and is a predicted model, not a curated record. The coding region runs from base 1 to 171 and encodes 56 amino acids.
AUGAUUGAAGGCAGUCAUGCACUUCUAUCCAAAAAUUUAGAGACCAAGGCCGAUGCGGAUGAUUUUACUGAGCAAAUAGAGGCUAGAGACAUGCUAGGCGCGUGGGUGAAAGCAGAUAAAAGAAUUUACAAGGAGAAACUUUACAGCUUAAAUGCUAACCGUGAAAGAUGA